Messenger RNA from Pseudogymnoascus verrucosus, 2524 nucleotides. RefSeq lists its product as uncharacterized. The record is from RefSeq and is a predicted model, not a curated record. Gene Ontology annotation, cellular component: nucleus. The transcript is spliced from 3 exons. NCBI's taxonomy places the organism in Eukaryota, Fungi, Ascomycota, Leotiomycetes, Thelebolales, Thelebolaceae. The coding region runs from base 55 to 2256 and encodes 733 amino acids. Gene Ontology annotation, biological process: peptidyl-lysine monomethylation. Gene Ontology annotation, molecular function: protein-lysine N-methyltransferase activity.
CACAAUAUUUUAUGAUAAUAUAUAUUGGCAUUUGGGUCUUAUAUCAAUAGGGCCAUGAGUGGAAAGGACUCCCAAAAGGCUGGCGGGGUCGAACCCGCGGGUUCCAACCCCGUCGACGACCUCGUCAGAUGGGCCAAAUCCCACGGCGCCUACCUCAACGACGACGUCGAAGUCUACCACUCACCCGAAUUCGGCAUAUCCCUCCGAGUCAAGCCUCUCCCACAGCAAAACCCCCCACCCCCCGCCGAAGGAAGCGGGAAAGAAGAAACCGCUACCCCGCAGUCCACAACCUCAAACCCCCCCUCCACUUCCCUCCCCCCCAACUCCCGCAUCGUCUCCUGCCCCUUCCCCAUCUCCCUCUCCUACCUCAACGCCCUCUCCGCCUUCCCCGCUCUCCCCUCCCACUCCACGCCCUUCCCGGCUAGCUUCCUUACCACCCAACAGCCAAAAGUGAUAGGCUGCUUCUUCCUCAUCCAACAAUACCUCCUUGGCAGCUCUUCAGAUUGGGCGCCAUAUAUCCGCUCGCUACCGCAGCCGAAUGAGCCGCUGAAGCUUGCUACGCCGCUUUAUUAUCCUGAGGAGGCGAGGCGGUGGUUGGGGGGGACGAAUUUACCGGCUGCUAUUGCGCAGAGGGAGGGAAUGUGGAGGGGGGAGUUUGAGGGGGGGAAGAAGAUUUUAGAUGGGAGUGAGGGGGCGGGGGAAGGGACGGGGAGGUGGACGUGGGAGUUGUAUAAGUGGGCGUCGACUAUAUUUAGCAGUCGCAGCUUUGUCUCGAAGUUGAUCCCGGAUGAGGUGUACGGCGACGUUCUGGACCAGCCGGUAGAGGGGUAUCCGAGCUGGCGCGAGAAGAUCGCAGAGGAAGGCCCCUACCCGGUCCUCUUCCCGCUACUCGAUAUUGCGAAUCAUGACGCCAAAGCGCGGGUAGAGUGGUUUGUUAAUGCACAGGGCCCGGUCAAGGAUUUCAGUAUUAUUACGGAUAAGGCGAUAGAGAGGGGGGAGCAGGUGUUUAAUAAUUAUGCACCGAAGGGGAAUACGGAGUUGUUGAUGGGAUAUGGGUUUUGUAUACCGGGGAAUGAUGAUGUGGCUAUUGAGCUUAAGUGUCCUAGUGAGGAGAAGAGGAGGAUUUGGGGGGCUCAGAGGCAUGGGUAUAAGGCGUCGGGAGGGGGGAGUGAGAAAUGGAUUUUCCACGUUAGGAGUCGACCAUACCCCGCUAGGGAAGGGGAUAACAGGGUGGAGGAGUUCCGCGUCUUUGAAGAGGGACUGAUCGAUACACUCGCCGUCCUGGUGGCGAAUGAGCGGGAAGAGGAGUUCCUCGAAGAGAACCCCGAGUACAGCGUUGAGUCGAAUCUGGAGACGUCUCUGUAUAACUUUAUGGGGAGGAAUGCGCUCUGUGCGCUCUCUAUCCUUCUCGCACAGCUGCGGAGUGCAAAGGAGAAGAUUUGUUACGGAGAUAGCGAUUUAGGUGAGCCAGCUACUCAGUUCGAAGCCGUCGCGCAGCAGUAUCGAUCAGGGCAGCUGGCGACCUUGGACGGUGCUAUAGAGGUGCUACAUGAAUACCUAGAGACUCUCAAGAUCAAACACGACACUGAGGACUACACCAUAGCAGAAUGGCCCCAAUCUCCCAUCAUCGACGUGCGCUCGGCAUUCUUCUACCUAGAAGCCAACCACCCCACUGUCUGGAACGCGGUAGCACGAGCGAUGUUGUCAGAAGAUGCGGUUAAAGACUAUCUGUGCAUCUCUCAUGAUGCUGACAUGAGUGAGCAUAUGAGCGCGAAGGAUUUGUCGGCGAUGAAUUACAGCUUUGGCAACCUGCGGGGUAAUGGCUGGGGGGUCGCGAUGCUAUGUGUUUGGACGUGGUGUACAUUGAUGGUCCAUCACUCCGAGAACAACGAUCUGAGUGAUGGGCUGGACGUAUGGCUUGAGGAUGUACUCCAAUUCCACAGCACAACCCCUUCUUUCGACCUAGACCCCAAAACUACGGCCGCAAUGUCACCCAUAACAACUCGUACCCUCACCACUUGGCCGACAGAAUACCCCAUACAGUCUGCUGCAAGGCGCCGCGUGAACCGCAUGCACCCUGCCCUCAUCCCUGGAGACGACAAGGACGACGACUUUGCGAGGAAGAUGGUGAGUCUCGCGGUGCGGAUUGUGAGGGGCGGCGUGUUCGAGAGAGCGAUCCCGAUGAAGGGGACAGGUCCGCUGCUGACGCAGGAGGUUGUUUUUGUGCCGAGGAUGAAGGAUGAGGAGGUUGCUUGAGGUGUAGAUAUGGGAGACGCAUUUUAAGAGAUUGGUUUUGUGAGUUGUCAUGUACUGGUGCUGCCUGCGAUUUGAAGAGAAGCAGGACAACUGCACUGUACAUAUGAGGCAUUUGCCUCACGCAUCUCCCGCGGACCGUCUUAUACAUCCGCGCACCGUCUUAUACAUCUACGGCAUCUCGGUUCCAUGAAUUCGCCCCACACCUUCUCCCGUGAAUAUGGCUUGUGCAUCUAUUUAUGUAUCUUAGUCUUCCCUACACGUCUUCUAU